Molecule: messenger RNA, 2520 nt
Organism: Manihot esculenta (cassava)
Lineage: Eukaryota; Viridiplantae; Streptophyta; Magnoliopsida; Malpighiales; Euphorbiaceae
Product: serine/threonine-protein kinase PBL27
Exons: 5
Coding region: 444-1991 (515 amino acids)
Biological process (GO): protein phosphorylation
Molecular function (GO): protein kinase activity; ATP binding
Source: RefSeq, a predicted model, not a curated record
AAUAGAUGUCUAAUUUUUAUUUAUUUCCUUUACGUAUGUGUCAUGGCAAAAUCCCCCAUAAUUACGGAUUAAUUAGAUUUUUAAUCUUUGAAAAAAAUAGCUCUUUAGUUUGUUUAAUUGCGUGUGUUCCCAUUGAUUUUUCUCUUUCUUGAGUUUUUCUUUUUUUUUUUCUUUUCCUUUUCUUUACCUUCUCUUCUUGUUUGUCUACACAUCAGUUUCUUCGAUUUGUUGAUCUAACUUUUGCUCCCUCGAUCUUUCUCUUCGAUGGCCACUACAGAUCCUAGAGAGAGAGAAACUAAAGUAAAGUGAGUGGCUUUGUGGUGAAUUAUAUCAGUUUUUGAUAAAUUGAUUGCUAAAGGACCUAACUUUGGGGUAAUUUUUUUUGGGGUUGUUCUUUUCUAGUCUGAGGUUUGUGGGUCGGGUUUGAUUUGUCUGAAUUUGAUAUGGGUGGGUGUUUUCCUUGUUUUGGAUCAUCAUCAAACAAGGAGGGUAGUGGUGGUGCCGUCAAAGAAGUGGCCAAGAAGGAUUCGGUCAAAGAAGGUUCAGUUGCUCAGUCUCACCGUGUUGGUAGAGUUAGCUCAGACAAAUCAAAAUCCCAAAAUGGUUCUGAUCCUAAGAAGGAGGCAGUAGUUCCUAAAGAUGGUCCAACUGCCAAUAUUGCAGCACAAACAUUUACUUUCAAAGAGCUUGCUGCGGCAACCAAGAACUUCAGACCAGAGUGUCUCUUGGGUGAAGGGGGAUUUGGUCGUGUUUACAAAGGGCGAUUGGAGACCACUGGACAGGUGGUUGCUGUAAAACAGCUUGAUCGGAAUGGCCUUCAAGGAAACAGGGAAUUUCUCGUGGAGGUUCUCAUGCUCAGCCUCCUGCACCAUCCCAACCUCGUUAAUUUGAUUGGUUAUUGUGCUGAUGGGGAUCAACGCCUCCUUGUUUAUGAGUUUAUGCCACUGGGAUCGUUAGAGGAUCACUUGCAUGAUCUUCCACCAGACAAGGAGCCUCUGGACUGGAACACAAGGAUGAAGAUUGCAGCUGGUGCUGCUAAGGGUUUAGAGUACUUGCAUGACAAAGCAAAUCCACCUGUCAUUUACCGAGAUUUGAAAUCAUCCAACAUCCUUCUUGAUGAGGGCUAUCACCCCAAGUUAUCAGAUUUUGGACUUGCAAAGUUGGGUCCUGUUGGUGACAAGACUCAUGUCUCUACACGUGUGAUGGGAACAUAUGGCUAUUGUGCCCCUGAAUAUGCUAUGACUGGUCAACUUACUUUAAAAUCCGAUGUUUAUAGUUUUGGAGUGGUCUUUCUUGAACUCAUCACUGGGCGCAAGGCAAUUGAUAAUACCAGGGCUCCUGGAGAGCAUAAUCUUGUUGCAUGGGCACGGCCACUUUUCAAGGAUCGUAGGAAGUUCCCAAAAAUGGCUGAUCCAUUGCUUCAAGGCCGUUAUCCGAUGAGAGGAUUAUAUCAAGCUCUUGCAGUUGCAGCCAUGUGCUUGCAAGAACAAGCAGCCACAAGACCUCUAAUAGGCGAUGUUGUGACUGCACUGACUUACUUAGCUUCCCAAACCUAUGAACCUAGUGCUGCCAAUCAAAGUAACAGAGUUGGGCCAUCUACUCCUUGGAACAGGGACGAUAGAAGGGGAAUGGCAGAUGGGCUGCAUAGCCCAGAUGAGCAUGGGAGUGGUAGGCGGCAUGGUUCUCCUUCUACGCGUAAAAAUUCACCUGAUUAUAGAAAACGUGAUACUGUCAGAGAAUUAAGCAGUGGCACAGAGUUACGAAGGAGUGACACGGGUGGUGGGUCUGGUCGAAAAUGGGGUUUGGAUGACUCUGAGCAACAGGACUCUAUAAAAGGUAGUCCAGUAAAUACCAGCAGAGCAAGGGAAACUUCAAGGAAUCGGGAUUUAGAUAGAGAGCGUGCAGUUGCAGAUGCAAAAGUUUGGGGUCAAAAUUGGAGAGAGAAAAAGCGGGCAAAUGCAAUGGGUAGCUUUGAUGGUACAAAGGAGUAAGAUUAAAGUAGAAGGCCAAUACAUGUUGGUUUGUUUGGUCUGGGGCAAUAUAUAUUGUAUGCUUCCAAGGGUGAUCAAGGUGAAAAGGAAAGUUAAAAGAUACAGCAUGGCAUCCAUUUCCACUCAUGGAAUAAGACUUGUCCUAUCCAACUUUAACUGCUGUUGUUUUGUCCUGUAACAUUCUUGUUGUCUGAGUAUGAAAUUGAGUGCUUCAAUUGUAUGGUUGAAGGAAAGAAAAAGAGUUUAAAAUGAAGGGUGUUGAGGGCAAGAGGGUAGGCAUUUGGCUUCAGGCAUUUAAAGGAAACCCCACUGCAGAAUUGAUGUAUGCAGAGCAUGUUAAUCUAUGUAUUUAGGGCUAUUUGUCUUUUUCUUUUUGAAGUUGUCACAGGAAAUAUGGAAAAUUAGCUUAAUUUUUGCCCCAUGUGCAAGUGGGGAGAAUUGGGUGGGUUUGGUGUGGGUGUCUCGUUCGUGUUACAUCUUGUACAACAAGUACGGUCAUUAUGGAAUUUCCGAGUUAUUUUCCGGCUAA